Messenger RNA from Pangasianodon hypophthalmus (striped catfish), 5401 nucleotides. RefSeq names its product ring finger protein 139 (gene rnf139). Gene Ontology annotation, cellular component: endoplasmic reticulum; endomembrane system. The coding region runs from base 213 to 2234 and encodes 673 amino acids. Lineage: Eukaryota; Metazoa; Chordata; Actinopteri; Siluriformes; Pangasiidae. The record is from RefSeq and is a predicted model, not a curated record. The transcript is spliced from 3 exons. Gene Ontology annotation, biological process: ERAD pathway. Gene Ontology annotation, molecular function: zinc ion binding; ubiquitin protein ligase activity.
UCUGCGUGCUGCGUCAUGCGCGGUUGAAAAGCCUCUAAGUUCACUUCCGCGUUCUUUGCAUAGCAACAGGAGGUGAAAGGAAGAUGGCGGACAGCGGAGACCCCCGUGUUUAGGUAAACAGCGUGCGCACAGUCAGGACGAAAGGAGCUCCGGGGGAGCGGAAGGGGUUCAUUAAGACACCUGCAGGAGCGGUGAAGUCCUCCUGCGGCGCCAUGGCCUCUAACACCGGCCGGCUGAGCCAGCAGGCCCUGGCGGUGCUGGACGUGGCGCUGCGGGUCCCCUGCAUCUUCAUCAUCGACGCCAUUUGUAACUCUCACUCUGAUCCGGCGGAUGGCUGGACCGGGACAGCUGGACAGGUUUUACUGCGGGUGCUGGGUAUCGUGGUGUGCAGUGUUGUGCUGGUGUUGUCCCAGAAGUCCCUGUUUAAGUUCUACAGCCUGCUCGUGGGCAUGCUGCUCGGAUCCACGGCCAUGCUGCUAAACUACUACGCUACGUUGCAUGUAGACUCGUACAGAGCGACGGCGAGCCUCGGGCUGCUUCCUCGUGCCAGACCUGCGCUGUGGCUGGCCAUGGCUGCUCUGCAGCUGCUCUUAGCCUCAGGCUACGUGCUGCUGCUCGGCGUGAAGUCGCCGUACUCCACCUUGAUGAUGCUGGACGUUCUGGUGCCCGUGUCCGGGCUUUUCAUGGAGCUUCCGGUGGACGUGAGGCGGACGUUGGCGGUGGUCUCGGGAUCAGUGCUGGGUCUGAACACCGCAGUGUGCCUGCUCGUCCGCUUUAAGAGACUCUACUACUCGUGCCGUUACGUCUACUUACUGGUGCGGCACAUGUACCGCAUCUACGGCUUACAGCUGCUUCUGGAGGACACGUGGAAGAGGAUCCGAGUGCCGGAUGUGCUGCGGGUUUUCUGGCUCACCCGUGUAGCGGCGCAGGCUGUGGUUCUGAUAUAUGCGGUGAGGAUGGCUCAGGUGGAGGAGAAAGGAGAGGCCGAGGCCUACGUGACGUGGGACGUGUUCUGGGAGCUGUGCAGCAGUCUGAUCAUCAGCGGCUGUGACUCGACGCUCACCGUGCUGGGCAUGAGCGCCAUGAUCUCGUCUGCAGCGCACUACCUGGGUCUGGGCGUCCUGGCGUUCAUCGGCUCGGCCGAAGACGAGGAAGACCGGCGACUGGGCUUCGUGGCCCCAGUGCUCUUCUUCAUCCUAGCUCUGCAGACGGGGUUAAGUGGCCUGGAGCCGAGCGAGCGUCUGGUGCGCCUGAGCAGGAACCUGUGCUUGCUGCUGACCGCCGUGCUGCACUUCGUACACGGCAUGACGGAGCCGGUGUUGAUGGCGCUGAGCGCCUCGCACGUGCAGUCUGUGCGCCGCCACGCUCCCGCUCUUCUCGUGUCCCUGGUGCUGUUGACGCUGCCGGUGGUGUUGAGUGGCAUGCUGUGGCGGCGCUACGCGCUCAACACGUGGCUUUUCGCCGUCACCGCCUUCUGCGUGGAGUUGUGCCUGAAGGUUCUCGUGUCGCUCACAGUCUACACGCUCUUCAUGGUGGACGGAUAUUACGGCACGCUCUGGGAGAAGCUCGACGAUUACGUGUACUACGUGCGCUCGGCCGGAAACGUGGUCGAGUUCAUCUUUGGAAUCGUCAUGUUCGGGAACGGCGCCUACACCAUGGCGUUCGAGUCGGGCAGCAAGAUCCGCGCGUGCAUGAUGUGCCUGCACGCCUACUUCAACAUCUACCUGCAGGCUAAGAGCGGAUGGAGGACGUUUGUUAAGCGACGUGCCGCCGUGCGUCGGAUCCACUCUCUGCCCGAGGUCACGGGCACAGAGCUGCGCGGCGUCGAGGACGUGUGCGCUAUCUGCUAUCAGGAGUUCGCGACAGCUGCACGCGUCACGCCGUGCCACCAUUAUUUCCACGCGCUUUGCUUGCGCAAAUGGCUGUACAUCCAGGACACGUGCCCCAUGUGCCAUCAGAGAGUGUACGUCGAGGAUGACGCACACCAGCGUGCUCCCUUCUCCAACAACAACGGCCAGGCGCCGGCCGGAGACGAGCAGGCGGGGUUUGAAGCGGCAGGAGGAGCCGGGGCCGAAGCGGGACAGGCAGCAGGUGCAGGGGCGGAGCCUGAAGACGAGCUGCUGGAGGAUAAUGACAGUAUAGAGUAUGAUGAAGACGAGUGGGGGACGCAGAGCGCAGCGAGCCUUGUAGAGGAGGACUACAUUAAUGACGACACAGACUCGAAUACUGACUGAAAGAUAUUUUAAAUUGAAAAAAAAAAUGUAAGAAAAUGUUUCAGAUCAGGGAUUUGCUCUUUUAUGAUUUGUUUGUUAGUGUGACUGCGUGUGAGUGUGUGUGUGUGUGUGGGUGUGCGCUUGGGUCUUUCGUAUGUCUGUGUCACUCAAAAGGGCUGAUUGGAGUUAAAGUGAACUGAAAGGUGAGUGCAUUCCAAAGCCGGGGUGAAAAGUCAGAGAGACACUUUUUUGUUCUGAUGAAAGGCAUGGAUGGAGUGUUUGCUGCUUGACUGAGAGAAAUCCUCUCGUCUCCUCUCUGGCUGCCCUGCUUACGCGACGAGAGGUCAAAGGUGACGUACUACUUACUGUAAUCACACAGUUUUACCUCUUAAUGGCUACUACUGGUCUCUUGUGUGACCUUGCUUUAAUUUUAUGUACGUUGUUGUACAUGUCGUCAAAACGGCAGCACGCUUUCCCGUUAGAAAGGAAAGGGCCGUGUUCCGCUACGUGUUCUCCGAGGAGCGUCUCACUUCACCACCAUAUCUGUGUUAAACUGCACACUUCAGUUCAGUUGCAGCUUUUGAUGGUCUUAAAUGUGGCACCUGCUGUUGUUUUUGCACUCUGUUACUCAUUCCACAGUAAAUCUCCUAACGCAAAUGUGCAUUUGUGUCUUCAGCUUUACACUGGAGCUAUGAGGCUGUUAUAGCUAACAGAUAAUGAAUAUUUCCAUAAAUACAUCCCCAAAUCUUUAUGCACGUAGAGCAAAUGACAACUUUAUUCUUAUUUUUAUAUAUGCGUAAGAUAGCACUGACAGUCUGCAUUUACACAUCUAAGCCCAUGCGUCAUCGUUCGCAGCACUUCCAGCUUUCUUAUACAGUCUCGGCUUUCACUGUGAGAGGCGGAGUCAAGGGGGCGGAGUCAUCCCAAAUCGAGCUAGGGAAGAAAGUGACUCUGGGCCUCAUCAUUCUUUACACAUAGAUUACUCAGUUAUUAGAAACGAGUUGUUAACAAUUUGACAUGGUCGAGGAAUUGUCCGGUUUUCGCAGACAACAAGCACAAAAAUUCAAACCUGUUCAGGAGCAGGUUUAUUCAGUGUAAACAAGAUUACAUCAUGCAUUAAACUACACGUUAGUAAAAUAAAUUAUAUAUUUUAUAUAUGUUACUAAAUUGUUUGAUUAAUAAAAUGGAGGAUGUGUUACUGCUAUUACAAAUCCUUGGAUUAAUUAAAAAUUUUGUAGCAUAUUUUUAGUUAAUUUUGCUUUUGUCUGAGAGAAAAAGUUCUUACUAGAGUUUGAGUUCAUAAAUCCUCUCUAUGGAUCUAUGGAGACGUUUUUAUUUAACCUGUUAGCAUGGGGAUGUGAGAUAUAUUGCCAUUGCCUUCUACAAUGUUACUGUAGGAGGAUAAUUGCAUAUAUAUAUAUAUAUAUAUAUAUAUAUAUAUAUAUAUAUAUAUAUACACACACACUAUAUGGCCAAAAGUAUGUGGACACCUGACCAUCACACCCAUAUGUGCUUGUUGAACAUCACGUUCCAGAUUUAUUCCCCCUUCGCUGUUAUAAUAAGCUCCACUCUUCUGGGAAGGCUUUCCACUAGAUUCUGGAGCGUGGCUGUGGGGGAUUUGUGUUCAUUCAGCUACUGAUGUUGGUGAGGAGGUCUGGGGUUCAGUCGGUGUUCCAGUUCAUCCCAAAGGUGUUCAGUGGGGUUGAGGUCAGGGCUCUGUGCAGGACACUCGAGUUCUUCCACUCCAGCCUUCACACACCAUGUCUUCAUGGAGCUCGCUUUGUGCACAGGGGCAUCGUCAUGCUGGAACAGGUUUCAGCCUCUUAGUUCCAGUGAAGGGAAAUUGUAAUGUUACAGCUUACAAAGACAUUCUAUACAAUUGUGUGCUUCCAACUUUGUGGUAACAGUUUGCGGAAGAACCACAUAUGGGUGUGAUGGUCAGGUGUGUACAAACAUUUGGCCAUAUUGAGUGUGUGUGUGUCUCUGUGUGUGUGUGUGUGGAUUCAGAACGGAGCUUGAACUACACCUACAUAAAUUAAAUCGUGCCUAGGUUUUCUUUUCAACAGCUAGUAAUAGUAAAUUGCACAAAUAAAGUAGCUAAAUCUUGUGGAAACACUGACUCUGAUUUAGUAUCCUGUAGCUGCAAUAGGUUGAGCGGCUCAUCUCUCAUUACAUUGAACCUCGUUUAUCAAACUGGAAACUGGAAAUUAUUCGUAAAUUGUUUGCAGGAGUAUUUACAAAAGAAAUUUGGUAUUCAUGAAAGUGCAGUUUGUUUGGGAAAAACAUUUGUAUCAUAUGAGAGUUUGGGUUUUGUGAGCGUCACUAAACAUAAAUCAGCUGUGUUGUGAAAGCACUUGUUUAUUUUAUGCGCGAUUGCCAUUGCGUAAAAAGGAAACUCACAAGGCAGAAAUCACAACAGUGGGUGGGGUCAGUUUGGAAGAAGAGAAAGUUGAUGUAAUCCAGUUCGCAGCAGAGGACUCUAAAAAUUACAAACCUUUAAGAAGUGGAUAAAGUUUUAUUUAAAAUUAUUAUUGGCUAUAUUAGCCUCAUAGCUCCAGUGCAAAACUAAAGAAACAAAUAUAAGACACCAAAUGUCUGGUAAAUCAGAAUUUAUUUUUUUUAUAAAUCAUAUGAGCCACUGAAUUUUGAUUAUGUUGUUGCCAUUAUUUUGAGGAUUCUGUGACUGCACUUAUAAAGAUCUGGAGCGAGAAUGCUGAUCUUGGAUCAGUUUUUGCCUUCCUAACCAUCAGCAGUAAAUUAUGUAAUGUAUUUAACAUAACUGUAUUUGAAAAAUGCCUUUUUUUUCUUUCCAAACCUUAAAGGCUGAUGUGAUGUAAAACACCAGCCUUUUUAUAGCAUAUUAAAUCUGAUUACAUGGACAGUAGCUUUAGGAGAAUUUCACUGAUGAAGGAGACUUACCAAGCAGUAACUCUCCUUCACACCAAGUCUCUGCAAUUAUUUUAGAAUAAAAUGUUGCAAAUGUAUAAUUAAGUUUUUGCAGCAUGUCCCCCAUUGCUGAAGGCAGUGUCUGAUCUGAGAUCAGUUCAGUGGGCGCUAUAUUCUCAUUUUCUUAAAAGAAAAAAAAAUGAAGGCAGGUUCUCCAGGAUUGGAUAUGAAUUGUUUGGUUGGUGGAGUUCCAAUGGAAUUGUUCAAAUUGCUAAGAGGUGUUAAUAAAUUCUAUUUAAUAA